This is a messenger RNA of Theileria annulata, 2223 nucleotides long. RefSeq names its product Tpr-related protein family member, putative. The record is from RefSeq and is a predicted model, not a curated record. The transcript has a single exon. Bases 1 to 2223 code for a protein of 740 amino acids. NCBI's taxonomy places the organism in Eukaryota, Apicomplexa, Aconoidasida, Piroplasmida, Theileriidae.
AUGAGUGAGGGUGCUGAUCCUAAUCCUACUAAGAAUUAUUCGCAAUCUGAUGGAUUCGGAGUAGGAACUACUCAGAUAGCAGCUUAUAUGUUUGCUGGUCUUGCUAUGAUGCUUAAUAUUAGACUGUCUUACAGUGCUGCUCCAUUUGCCUUGUUGAGGUUUAAGUUACCUGAGAAUCUCUUUAGUGUCUUUGUUAGGACUACUUCAAGUGCUUUGGAACUAUGGUGUAUUCCAAGCAUGCUCAUUGGUAAUAUAAUGGAACAAGUUUAUAACAAGACUCAAAAUACUACAGGACCUCAUGCCACAAGCCUUAAAGAAGCGGCUGGUACAAGUUCGGGUGAUGAAGGUAAACUUUGGAAACUGGCCAAGGAACUAAAUGAGAAUGCCAACUCACUAGAAGGUGCAGCUCCUGAAGGUACUACCGAUGAUGAGGCACUUAAACAAAAAGCUGGAGCAAAUGACCAAGUUCCUGGUACACUAAGAUACUUGGCCAAAACCCUCUAUAAUGCAGCCAAAGCACUAGCCACCGCAGUUACAGAAGCUAGUGGUACUGAUAAUCAGGCAUCCGAAAAUCUUGCCAAUGCUAUAGGUGAUAAAGAUGAGGCUCCUUCUGGUGGUAAACUUACUAAUCUUCGACAGGCACUCGCUCAACUUGCUAGUCGUGGUCAGGCCAGUGAUGUUACAAGUCAAUACAGCACAGUCGAAGGGAGAUUCCAAGCAGUUCAGAGACAAGAUACCUCAGGUCAAUAUACCGGUGCUGCAAAAGCUAAGUAUCAAGAAGUUAAAGCUGCAUGGAAUGCUUUUGAUAAAGUUUAUAAGGCUAAUCUCAAAAAUUUUGCCCAAGAUCUUAAGAAUGCUGUAGGAGAAGAAUCCGGUCCUGGACUCCAAGGGGCCCUCAAAAAUCUCAAUAGUGAUGGUUCUACUGAUAAUGCCCUUGAAGUAAUCAAGAAGUUCAACAACGUAGCUGAUAAAUACAAUAAGGUCAAAGAACUGGGAGAUACAUAUAAAGCCAUUGGAGCAACUCAAUCUCCAUAUAACAAUGUUGAAACUAAAUUCACUGAUCUUCAGAAAAAGUAUUCUGAGGCUAUAUAUAAAUACAAGUUUUAUUUCCUAACUAUUCCUUCCAUGAUAACUAAUUGGUUAAACUUCCUGACAUUUGUAAUCCUGUUUAUAAUUUAUGUUACUGGUGGUGACCAGGGUCAUGUUACUGGUUAUUACUGGAUUAUGGCAAUAUCUGGAUUUGUGUUUGGUAUUAAUAUGGUCCUAGUGUAUGCUGUAGAUUAUAGAUAUCUUCCAUUUUAUAUGGCUGGUGAAAACUCAUUUCCAAUGGUCACCUCACUAAUACUAUAUUUUGCUACAUCUAUAUUUGGAAAUCGGAGGAAAUAUAAUAGUGACUAUCUUGUUGUAGUCAUUGACGUCUCCAUAGCAAUCGUAAUAGCAUUUGUGGCCUCAGUACUAUGGACCUGGGCGUUCUACAACUAUAGGACUACAAUGUAUGAUGACCAAACUCCCAAUCCUUGGCCUCUAAUCUCACCUGUUGCUAUGGUGAUUGUCGGCAUGGGUCUGGUCUACUCUAUAUAUCCCGGUAUAGCACCUGGUAUGAUUGUACCAUUCUAUCUCAUUGAUAAGAUUGAAAUGGUACUUUUAGUGGCUACAGCAUUUCCACCAGUAAUCAUAGCUAUCCUGAGGAAAUACGCUGAAAACUGGUCUCCCCAAACCAAAUUCGUAUUCCCAGGCUUUGGUGGUUGGACAAAAUACACAGAUGGUUCUACAACUGUUCAUGCUUACAUCUGGCACCUCUUUGACAUCCUAAUUCCACUAAAGAUUUCCCUAGCUAUCAUAUUCAUUUAUUCACUUCAUUAUAGAGACUCAAGUAUAUCUCGUGCUAUUGUUAAUCAACCGAAAAUGUCUACUGCUCUUACUAUUACAUUUUAUAUGUGUCAUGAGAUCCUAUUAGCUUUGGGAUUUCCUGGUAUGGUAGGAAAUGGCGGAGCUGGAGGGGCAGUAUUACUACCAACACAAUAUGCUGGAGCUCUACUGAUGGUGUUCCUAGCCUUCUAUAGCAUAGGUUACAUAACUGAGUAUAAGAAACACGACCCUUCACGGUGGCCAACAGACGGAAUGACCAAGUUGAAUGCCCUGUGUUACUGGUUAAAGAUGGCGAGCAAAAUUACAAAUAAAAAUUUCAAACAAUUGUUUACAACUGAUCUAAACAUUUAUUAG